Messenger RNA from Plasmodium knowlesi strain H, 1827 nucleotides. RefSeq names its product mitochondrial carrier protein, putative. The transcript has a single exon. NCBI's taxonomy places the organism in Eukaryota, Apicomplexa, Aconoidasida, Haemosporida, Plasmodiidae. Gene Ontology annotation, biological process: nucleotide transport; folate import into mitochondrion. The record is from RefSeq and is a predicted model, not a curated record. Bases 1 to 1827 code for a protein of 608 amino acids. Gene Ontology annotation, molecular function: FAD transmembrane transporter activity; folic acid transmembrane transporter activity.
AUGGAUGUCAGAUAUGAGGACAAUUAUCUGUGGAAACGCGUCACAAAAUAUUUCAGCAAGGAUUACCAGAACCGUGAUAAAACAGGCACAGUCAUAACUAGCGAUACGCGCAACAGCAAUGACGAAAGUAAAACGGUAAAGGCAAGGACGCUAAACUUUAUGGCCUCAUCUGCCCUAGUUUUGUGUGUAUUACACCCAUUGGACACCAUAAGGACAAGAAAGCAGAUAUACAAAGUGUACAAGAACUCCUACCCUUAUUACUAUAACAACAAAUACAAUCUGUUCUACAUUUUGAAAAAAGAAAAAAUAGAAAGUAUUUAUCGUGGUUUACUGGCUACGCUGCUCACCACAGGGGUCUCCCAUGGUAUAUUCCGUUUCAUAUACGACACUCUGAAUAAUUACGCAUUUCGACAGUUCAACGAUGUUAAUGGAGGGAAAAAUCAAAAAAAUGAUACCGCCAUAAGUAGAAGGAAGGAGGAGUUCUCAGGGGGAGAGGCAAAACAGGUGUGCCACUCCGGGUCGGGAGAUUCCCUGGAAGGAGGAAAGGUAAUAGAGAAUUCAGGUGGCGGUAGAGAAAUAUCAUCGUGGAGUCCCAAUUUUGUAAAAAGUGCUAUCGAAAGAAGACAUGGAGACAAUCUAAUGAUGUCCAAUCUGUCAUAUAAGAAAGAAAUUAACAACGAAGACAAUGUUGAAGGAAGUACUAGGAAAGACGGUGCAAUUAGCGGUCACAAAAAUAUGAAGUAUUACAUCAUCACAAGCAGCGUGAGCUCCAUCAUUAGUGUUUGUAUUCAACAUCCAAUAUGGCUCAUUAAAACGAAAAUAGAGUGCACCAUAAAUUUAAACUACAAAUUUUUAAAUUACAAAAACAGAAUAACGAGCAAACAUUACAACAUAUUUGUGGCAAGGAAUAAAAUGUGUACAAGUAAAAUUGUCCCCCAAAUGGCCAAGGUGUUCCUUUUUUUCGGUUAUAAUUUGAGAAGAAAAAAUGGAACAGGUAAAAAAAUUAAAUCCCUUCUGAAUGACCGUAUGCUAAAGUCUUAUAAGAAUAAUUUUGUGUGCAAUAAAAAUGUGAAGAGAAUAAAAAAAUUCAACCAUCUCACAUAUGUAAAUGAUAACAAAGCAUUUUUACACAAAAGUGUAAAAAGAAAAAUUGCACACAAUUAUUUGUUGUACAAAUAUUACACCUUGUCAAUUUUGGAGAGAAAACAAAUGACAAAAAUGUUCAUUUCAAAUCAUCGUAAAAAAUUUUCGCGCAGAUAUUUAACAUAUUUAAAAACCUCUUUCACUGGUAAUCAAAUUCUGCGGAUUUUCAAAAGGGAAGAAAGUAAAAAUGCCAUAAGUACAAUUUAUAAUUAUAAAAACUACUUCCAGUUUGUGUAUAAUGUAUAUAAGAAAGAAAAAUUAUUUUCAUUUUAUAAAGGCUUUUUUACCUCUAUAUUACUCACUCCUCAUGUAGCCAUUCAAUUUUAUGUAUAUGAAUAUUUAACAUAUCAUUUUAGUUCUGAAUAUUUCACAAAUGAGCUUAUCGGGAAAGACGCCUACAUUUCUUCAAACACGCUAGCCAAAGCGUUACCAUUUUUGUAUGGUGUUUUAUCAAAAUUCAUUGCUGUUAUUUUUACGUAUCCGUUAUACACUAUAAAAGUGAGGCAACAAGUGCAGAUGAAAAACUAUGGAUUUCUAAAUGUAGUAGUUAAUAUUUUCAGGCUCGAGGGUAUCAGAUCUUUUUAUACUGGCCUUAAUAUGCACUUACUUAGGAACUGUUUGCAAAAUGGAAUGCUCUUUUUUAUUUUUGAAUAUUUGAAUACUGGCUCCGUGGGGGUGAAGUGA